AUGAAGGGCUACACAAAGGCCCAAAAUAAGUUAGACAAAGACUACUUUGAACCAUUACUCAUGCAAAGCUACUCUGACAAGAAUAAAAUCAUCGAGUUGGAAGUUAUUGGCCAGCACGGUAUGAAUAAGAGGACGAAAGGCUGUCUGUCUCUAUGUGAGAGCUCUGCGAUAGACUGGCAACCGUCCAGGGUGUACCCCGCCUCUCGCCAUAUGACAGCUGGUCCAAAAGACAGUACAGGUUCACUAGAUCCAUGCUGCUCAUUAUCAACCAGCGACAGGGCUUCACCGGCUGUGUCUGAGCCGAUAACUGAGGACAGCGACGAAGCUGACAGGAAAACGGGCGACAGCAACCUCACGGAAGACGUGGAGGACGCGCAAAACGUUUCUGACGCACGUACAGAACAAGACGCUUCAUCUGACGCAACUUUCGCCAGGAAAAAGAAAACCCGAACCGUGUUCAGUCGCAGUCAGGUAUUUCAACUGGAGUCCACUUUCGAUGUGAAGCGCUACCUGAGCAGCUCAGAGAGGGCCGGUUUGGCAGCAUCUCUUCACCUGACAGAGACUCAGGUCAAAAUCUGGUUUCAAAACCGGAGGAAUAAAUGGAAGAGGCAGCUGGCGGCUGAUCUAGAGGCUGCACAAAUCCCAAACUCUACCCAGCGGAUUGUCAGGGUCCCAAUUCUGUAUCAUGAAGGACCCACACCAGCACUGGGUUUCAGCUUAAACGGACAUCAAACCGUGGGAAGCUUCUCCAGCCCCAUCAACUACCCUCUAUCGACGUUUGCUCACUCAAUGAGCAUGCUAAGAUCGCAGAUGACAGGACUGGUGUAAAGACUGACUUGUCAAACUGUAUGCUAAUAACACAAAAUCACCUCGUUUUUAUUAAUUGUGCAAUAACCUCCAACACCGCCGAAAAGGUUGUCUGCACUCAAAGACAGUCCGCAGAGUCCAUAUGACAGAAAGUAGCGAACCAUCUUUAUAUGUCGGUGCAUAAACUCCGACAAGAGUGCUGCUCUUGCAUAGCAUAACCCCUAAUACAGUCAAGCAUGGCAAGGCCUCCAGGGCAGCGGAGGCCGAAGAUGAAUACUGUAUGUUUAAAUACACACUUAUUUUUGCAAACUUUUGUAUUUAAAGUCACACAUUUUUCCA
Neolamprologus brichardi is the source of this 1146-nucleotide messenger RNA. Lineage: Eukaryota; Metazoa; Chordata; Actinopteri; Cichliformes; Cichlidae. The record is from RefSeq and is a predicted model, not a curated record.